Molecule: messenger RNA, 1956 nt
Organism: Fusarium graminearum PH-1
Lineage: Eukaryota; Fungi; Ascomycota; Sordariomycetes; Hypocreales; Nectriaceae
Exons: 1
Coding region: 1-1956 (651 amino acids)
Source: RefSeq, a predicted model, not a curated record
AUGAAUCCAGACUGGAUCGACCUUGGUGUAGCGAAAUCAUGGAUGGACAAGUGCAUUGCAGAGCAUGGAUCAGAAUGCCAGGGUACUCUGAAUCUGCAGACCGUCUCUCCUGCGUGGCUUAUCGAUACAAAAGACGAUUGCUUGGUGCCAGGCACGACCAGUAACGAAUAUAUUGCUUUAAGUUAUCGUUGGGGGCCAUCAACAGCUCCGCAAAUGGACAAUGAGACCUUUGAACAGAUGGGAGUCCCCGGUGGCCUUUCAAAACAACAGUCCUUUCUCACACCCACUGUCCGAGACGCGAUCCACACCGUCCGCAAACUUGGCGAGCGAUAUUUGUGGGUAGAUGCCAUAUGCCUUCCACCUGAUGAUAUCGAACAGGUGUCACAGCAGCUGCAGCUUAUGGGAUCUAUCUAUGCUUCCGCAAAGCUCACCAUUGUUGCGCUUGACGGUGAUGCCAACACCGGCUUCCAAGGCCUUGAGGGCCAAUCAUCUCCCAGGAAACUGUCAAAUUUGUUCCCUUGGAAGACGAAUACGAACCUACUGUUAAGAGAUCAGCCCAAGCUCUCGGCCAUGGACGUACAAGCAUCAGAAUACUUUACCCGGGGUUGGACAUAUCAAGAAUACAUGCUGUCUCAGCGACGGCUAAUCUUUGGCAAUCAGCAAAUCCACUGGAAAUGCUCUUGUGCAGAAUGGCACGAAGAUCUUCCUACUCUCCAGGAAGAACAAAGAGGAAAGUCUGUCCGACCCAAGUCACUAGGAUUUCCCAACAUCAAACGGGGGCUGUCGGAUAUCCGAGAGUUCGGCAUAUUGAUCAACGAGUACAACGCCCGACAGCUCAAAUAUCCUGAAGAUGCUUACCCAGCUGCGGAUGGUCUCCUGAACUAUCUAGGAAAGCUUGCGUUUCCGGGAGGGUUCUUGUUUGGUCUACCUAGAAUAUACUUUGGCAUUGCACUAAUGUGGUCUAUUGAAUUCGGCAUGGCUAAUCCCAGUAGACCCCAAAGACCUGGUCUGGCUCGAAGGAUGCCCUCCGAAAGAAGUCAUUCCAUUCUACCAAACACGCAUCUCCCAUCAUGGUCCUGGGUUGGAUGGAGCGGAUAUGGUGUUCAUAUGCUCGAUAGAGAAGCUCAAUUUCGAUGGGCGGACUUGUUGCUUGCCGAGAACGGCUGGAGCCCUGUUCAACUCAUAAAGACUUCGAGUGUCACCAUUCCAAUCACCGAGUGGUUCAGCCAUAGCUCUAAGGACUUGAACAUUACAAAAGCCCUGCCGCAUUCUGCUACUGUAUAUGAAGAUUCGGAACUUUCUUACGACAAACGUGUAUGGACUCGGAAGGAGUUCGACCCUGUCAAGCACGGGAUAAAGGCUGAAGGCUUCAACCCGCCUUUUGGAUUCAGUGGGAAACAUAUUUACGAACACGUCAAUCUUCCUGGUAAAUACUUCUGGUGGCCUCUCCCACCUUCCAGCGCGACACAUAUAGAUGAACCAGACAAUACCAGCCAUAGCCCUCUCAUCUCCUGUCAAGCAAAGCGUGCUUGGCUUGCAGCCGCCAAAAUGGUCCGCUGGAGCCGAGAUGUCAACAUGGAUGCUCAUCUACGUUUGCUAGACAAGAAAGGAAAACUUUGUGGAUGGCUCCAACUUCCAAACAAUGACGAAAUAGACAGGUUUCCGGAGCCAGUGAUUGAAGAGGGAAUGGGUAAACAUGUUGAUACAUUGGGCUUGGAAGGGGUCGUUCUCAACCCAUCGCCUACACAGGAACAGUCGCUGGAACUGGUUGCCAUUUGCCGAUGCAAGUUUGCCGACAUCGAAACAAUCGACGACAAGAUACAGUACAAAGAGUUCUAUGGUGUGCUUUGGGUCGAGUGGGUUGAUGGUAUUGCCUAUAGGAAGGGAUGCGGAUAUGUAAAGAAAGAACUCUGGGAAGAACAGGAUCUUGAGGACGUUAAUUUGAUUCUCGGGUGA